Molecule: messenger RNA, 321 nt
Organism: Symbiodinium sp. CCMP2456
Lineage: Eukaryota; Dinophyceae; Suessiales; Symbiodiniaceae
Source: the annotation of a GenBank genome assembly
AUGGCCGCAGCGGCAGCCUCUACCCCGACGGGGAUGGACGACUUCGAGGCUAUCCUGGAUCGCAUGGAACACCAGGCGGCCACUCUUGGCUGUUUCCCGCCGCCUUCCCCGCUGUUAGGUCCGACGCCCGACACAUGCAUGGAGUUACUCCAGGGGCUACGUGGCCCAGAACUGGGCAAGGGCAUGACUUGCACGGAGAUCUUCCCUUGGCAGGCAACCAAUGAUGAUGGCUACUUGGUCGCGGAGCACCCACCACCACCUCCUCCGCUGCCAGCAGAAGAUUCCGACACGACGGAGGGCCCGGGCACAACCUACGGAUGA